AUGGAAUGCAAAAGGGCAUUUAUUGCUGGAGUAGCUGAUGAUAAUGGAUAUGGCUGGGCAAUCGCCAAAUCUCUUGCUGCUGCAGGUGCUGAAAUUCUUGUGGGAACAUGGGUUCCGGCUCUGAACAUUUUCGAGACCAGUCUUCGCCGUGGGAAAUUUGAUGAAUCACGCAUGUUGCCUGAUGGCUCUUUGAUGGAGAUCACAAAAGUGUAUCCACUGGAUGCAGUGUACGACAGUCCUGAGGAUGUUCCUGAAGAUAGACCCCCAGUGAACAUCAGAUUUAUAAAUUAUCUCAUAAAUGACAUUGCCAUGAUAUUGCUCCAUGCAGUGUGUCAAGCAGUGAAGUUAUGGGACUUUAUAAUUAAGGCACAUGAAGUUGCUGAAUCUGUUAAGAAGGAUUUUGGCAGCAUUGACAUUCUGGUGCACUCACUUGCCAAUGGACCAGAGGUUAGCAAACCACUGUUAGAAACAUCCAGAAAUGGAUAUCUUGCAGCCAUAUCUGCUUCAAGUGGUGCCUCAGUAUCUCUAACUUACAUUGCUUCCGAAAGGAUAAUACCAGGGUAUGGAGGAGGCAUGAGCUCAGCAAAAGCUGCCCUCGAGAGUGACACUAAAGUGCUGGCCUUUGAAGCUGGAAGAAAGCACAAAAUUAGAGUCAACACAAUAUCUGCGGGAUUUUGUAUGGAGGGUGGUGGUUUUGCUGAAAUUAUGCCCAGUGGCCAUGGAUGCACUCAAAAGUUUUUUGCUCAGCUUCAAGUGUUUGUUCGAACUAGCUGUUCUGUGUUUGAACAUCUCAGCAAAAGGAGGAGAAGAGUAGAGGAAGUAGGGAAUGCAGCUGCUUUCCUUGCAUCACCUUUGGCUUCGGCAAUCACGGGUGCUGUUGUGUAUGUUGACAAUGGUCUGAAUGCCAUGGGUGUUGGAGUCGACAGCCCAGUAUUUGCAGAUCUUGACAUUCCCAAAGCCCACUAA
Thlaspi arvense is the source of this 966-nucleotide messenger RNA. Lineage: Eukaryota; Viridiplantae; Streptophyta; Magnoliopsida; Brassicales; Brassicaceae. The record is from the annotation of a GenBank genome assembly.